CAAUAAUUUGCCACGCAAUGAAGAAAAACUUCCUAUUCGCCUUCAUCGCCGCGUUGACCUACAAUACAGAGAGCGCUGCUGUAUCUCCGUGCGAGAAUAUCUCAGGCGAUUGGACAUCGACGAAACCCACAGUAUUCGAACUAUCUGAACCCUCCACGGUAAAUCAAAUAUCUGUUCAGCCGAUAACCCCCAAGUACUCACACAUCUGGUCACUUGAGCAGAACGGUUGUCUCAUCUACGGCACUAAUUUUUGGACUAGUGUUCAGAUGGAUGACGAUACCGGUUUACCGUUGGUGACUGGAUCUCAACUUGUACAUGGAGUCAUGACACCUGUAGGACUGGCUGUAAUUUCCGAAAAAAAAUACCACUCCAGUACACACUAACGCAGCAGUUAAGAUGCAAUUCUAUGUGACUCUCUUGGAUAAUGGAGAUUUGAAAGUGGUAUCAGACAAUACCAACGUUGAUGGUAACGCUAUCCUUUACGAUGGGCAGUUUAUGAAAACAGCCAGUUGAAAUAAGAUCUAGCUAUCGUUCCGAAGUGGAGUACAUAGAAAUGGCCAGUGUCACACCGAUCAAGAUCGAGUUCUGCUACGCGACUUUCCUGAAUUUCGGGGAUUCGCAUUUAUCUCACACAGGAGGGAUUUCUUGUAAAAGACAGAAGUUUAAACAGUGAAAAACUUCUCUAUAUUUCGUAUCUGCCACACACUGCUGCUGAUAUCCUUGAUUUGAUUUGGAAGUUUGCGAAAGAUGUCUUUACUUUAUCUUUCAACGUUUUAUAUUCUUAUCACAUUAAAUAUAUCCAUAUAACAGAAG
Messenger RNA from Sphaeroforma arctica JP610, 813 nucleotides. RefSeq lists its product as hypothetical. Bases 18 to 383 code for a protein of 121 amino acids. Lineage: Eukaryota; Ichthyosporea; Ichthyophonida. The record is from RefSeq and is a predicted model, not a curated record. The transcript has a single exon.